Amyelois transitella is the source of this 4103-nucleotide messenger RNA. RefSeq names its product condensin-2 complex subunit D3. The transcript has 21 exons. Bases 143 to 3745 code for a protein of 1200 amino acids. NCBI's taxonomy places the organism in Eukaryota, Metazoa, Arthropoda, Insecta, Lepidoptera, Pyralidae. Gene Ontology annotation, molecular function: histone binding. Gene Ontology annotation, biological process: mitotic chromosome condensation; meiotic chromosome condensation. The record is from RefSeq and is a predicted model, not a curated record. Gene Ontology annotation, cellular component: condensed chromosome, centromeric region.
AAACAUGAAUGAAUACAUUAAACCAUUAGUAAACAUAGUAAUGCUGAAACUUAAAACUCAUUUAAAAAUAAAUUCCAUUUGCCAAAAUUCUAUUUUUUAUUAUCAGAAAAGUACCUAAUGUACUAAAUAAUUUUGUUUAAAAAUGGAGGUGAUCAAUGAAUUGAAGAAACUAGAUUUAGAUAAUCUUAAUGAAGAAUGGAUGCAAGCGAUCUAUUAUGCCGAGUUUCUUGAAUUUGCCGAGAUUCCAUCUGAAUAUGAAAAAAUUCUAGAAUCUUUAGACAUUAAAAAAGUAUUCAAAAGUAUAAUGAAAUCAAUUGAUUCAUGGUUGAGUUUAGAAAACUCUGAUGAAGAAAAAUCUUGGGCGACACUAUCUCACCAAGUUAAUCAUCAGAAACUGUUAGCCUUGCUUGCGUACUUUAUUGAUUAUGGUGGUAAAAAUGUACACACAUUGGAGUAUAGAAACAGUACUCUCUUAGCUUCCCGAUUGUACUAUAAACUUUUAUCAAUUCCUGGAUACAAAGCAUACCACAUAUAUCACUCUCAAUUGUUUGCACAGUCCUUGGUUUGCUUGAGUUUUCCAAAAUCAAUGUGCGAAAAUGAAAACAACUACUACAGUACUAAGGAUUUGUCACGUGAAGUGAAUUCAGUCAUAAGAGAGUUGCAGCAUUUUGUCCUUGAUCUGAGAGCUGUAAUCAAAGAGUUACAUUUGAACCCCACUGAUAUGAAUUUUGAGGAUAUCUUAAGUAAUCUUGUGGAUAUCACUGGAGGUGCUAUUGUUAAUAAGCUUAAUGUUGACAAAAUUGAACUAGCAAAUGUGUCAAAAGUUAUAUAUGAAAUGAUAGAUGUCUUGAUAUGUGAUUCAAAUGGAGAUGUAAAUGAGUCAGCUAUAAGAUUGUUGUUUAAAUGCAUUCUCCCCAAGCUGGUGGCAGCAUCUGUGGAUUGCAGAAAUGCUAAUAACUUGGUAAGAGCUUCAUAUGUUACAUAUUCCGGAUUACUACUCACAAAAUACGGCAAAGCAGCAUUACCAGGAUAUGUUGUGCUUUUACAGCAUCUUUGUUACACCUUGGAUGGAUUGGAGCGUGCAGAAGUACGGGCGGCGCGCGUGUCGCUCGUGUUUGGUUUGAUGAGUCUACUUCCAAAGAAGUCCUAUAGGAAAACAGUGAAGUGGCUUCUUACAUUAUCAACUACGUCCAAAGUCUCACAUAGACAAAUUGCUAUGGAAUUAUUGGCCAAACUAUUAAACAAUGAUCCAGAAGAAAAGAAACCAAGCAGGACUGAGCAACAAAAUCCAGAAAGUACUGAUCAUCCAAGUACUUCUGCCACUACAACAGAUCAGCCGGAGAGAGAAGCGGCCAAAGAUGCAGAAAGCACGACAGAAAGCACUAAUGAAAAUGAGCCCGCGCCGGCUAUGACUACAGAUGACGAAAGCAGCCAGGAUAGCCAACCCGUUCAAAUUGAAGAUGACAUGACUGAAGACGAGGUUGCAGGCCUACUUCGUCAGCGCUCCCACACGGUGCCCCACUUGGAGAUCCUUCAAGCGGUGUACGAACGUUUACACGACGUGUCGAGCACGCUGCGGGCACGGGCCCUAGCCAUUCUCGCCGACUGUCUGGCCACGGACCACGCGCCAUUGAAGGAGGCUAUUAAGGAGCUGAACGGUCCGGAGGCGGGCGCCGUGAGCCGCCUGCUGGCGGCCAGCGCGCGCUGCGUGUGCGACGAGCGCGCGGCGGUGCGGCGCGCGGCCGUGCCGCUGCUGCAGCGGCUGCUGGCGCCGCCCGCCGCCUCCACGUCCGCGGACUUGAUGAUAUUGGUGGGUCUGUGCCGCGACGCGAGCAUUCUCGUUCGCUCGGCGAGCAUCGCUGCACUCGGCGAGAUGCUCUGCGCGGCGCCGUCCGACGCGUUGUUCGACGCCUUCCUAUCGGGACCUAUGCAUCAGCUGUCUGACCCUGAAGCUAAGGUACAAGAACAAGUCGUGACACUCGUUCAGCAAAUUCUGAUCGAACGGCUGCAUAAGUAUGAAGUUGGUGAAGAGGAUCCGCUGCCCUGGAUGUUCCUAGCGGGCGUCACGCGACACAACAUGCGAAGGCAUCUACUCAAAGCUUGCACGCUACUCGCCAAGACUUCUAACCCAAUUAAUGUUCGCAUCAUAGACACUCUGAGCACCCACCUGGGCGUGAAGGACGAUGCUCGUGACCUCCAAUGCCUCGUGUUGCUGACGAGCGCGGCGAAACUCGUCGACUACUCCGAGGUUGGCUUCGUGCUGGAAUACUACUACAAGCUGACAGAUGAUACUAAGGCUCGCGAUGUCCGACUGUUGCCUCUAACCCUGGAGCUGCUGAGCACGUGGUCUCGCUGGACCACGGCCGCCGCCAGGAACGAGCUCAGGGAACAUCUCGUGAGGAGACUCGCUUCUGCACCUGACGACGGCUGUCGAAUCGCGUCAGCAGCGCUCGCCGCACAACUCGAUCCGAGUAAUCUCACAUGGGCUACAGAGCUGAUGCAGUUAUCGGAAUCUCGCGCAGUGUGGGGCGGGGCUGCGGCCGAGUGGGUGCGCGCGGCAGACUUGUCGCUCCUGGCGCCCGCCCCGCCCAGGCCCGCGCUGCUGCGACUGUUUCUGCGGGCGCUACAGCAUCCGCCGCCUGAAUGGGAUGAGAGUUCACUAGGCGCAAUGGUAGCAGGAGCUGGGCGACUUUGUGUACGGUCACGAGAGACCGCUGCGCAAGUGGCGCCCGCACUCGCGACUUUGCUACAAGACCAACAAGCUAUGUUGGCCCCGCGGCUCAACGCUUUGCGGGCGCUUACUGAUAUUUGUACCAGAUAUACGUGCAUCGUGGAGCCGCUGCUGCCAGCCAUCUGCGGCUGCGUGAGCCGGACGUCCGCGCCGGCGCUGCGCAGCGCGGCCGCGCGCGCGCUCACGCGCCUGCUGCUGGCCGGCUACCUGCGGCUGAGGACGCCGCUGUACUACAAGUACUUCGCAUUAUUAGCUGACGACGACCACGACGUGCGCGAACCGGCCGAGUAUUACGUGACCAGUUGUCUCACUCCCGACGCGAUCUAUCAUCACUUUGUGGACUGCGUGUUGCAUUACAACAGCGAUAGACAGACUGAUGCGAUAUCAUUCGACGCUCGCCAGCUGAUCUACGACGUGAUGCUGCAGCGGCUAUCAUUGGUUCAGAAGCUCAACGUUCAAUGUCGGCUUGCUCGCGAGAUACUCCAACACGCGGCCGAGCAGUGUGACGAGGUCGAUGACCUCCCGGCCGAGCUCAACGCCGCUCUUCUCGACACCAUCACUUUGCUGUGCGGUGUGCGCAUGAAGCUGCCCAAAAAACCACAAAACACUGGAGAUGGAUAUAUUGAAGACUUACAAGAGCGAGUUACUACAAACAUUGUAUCACAUAAAAUGAAGCGUACAGUGGCGGAAGUAUUGGUGCCUGCCGUAUUAAGACUGUAUUCGCGAUUGCGCGCGCGCGGCGGACAGGUAGCUGCCUAUCUCGUGCGCAUCGCCACUGAUCUGCUCAGCGACUAUCGACAAGAGAUCGAAGAGCUGAUAGAGAACGACGAGGAGUUGGUGGAACGAAUCCAGCAGUUCCAGGAAAAUAUAGGCCUGGAGCCUUCGUUUGGAAACAGUCGGAACCUCGUGACACGGUCCGCGCCGCCCGAGCCCGAGACUCCGCGCGCGCCCCGCAAGCGCGCCGCCAGGGCCCAUAAAGACACGCCCGUGAGAAAGCGCGCGCUGAGGAUAUAAUCACGAUAGCGCGCCAACCCCUGCCGUGAAUAAUACGUAUGCUGGACUGAAUAUUCUUCAAAAUGAAUUUGAUUUGAAAAGUUUCCGAGUCGUUUCCUGUCAUUUUAUGCAAAUAGGCGCGGUGUUGGAAGUAUUAUGUGUAUUGUGAAAAAAAAAACUGUAUCAACAAUCGUAAGUAGGAUAUGAAUUGUGGAUGGAGAAUUAUUUUUGAAAAAAUAAGGUUAUAUAACUAGAAAUGAUGGUGAUUGUAGUGUGUAAUUUCUAAGGAAAAAUUGCUAAGCUAAAAGAUCAUUUAGAAAUGUUAUUAUUUAUAUAUUUGGAGACGAAUUUAUUUUUCAUAAAUAUAAUUAUUUCUCGA